CAUAAAAACAGCUGUUAUCCACUAGUAGCCAGACAUACAGAAUUUUUUGGAAGCAAGAAAUAAUUUUCAACCUCAAAAUAUAAUAUUUUGUAUAAAUUUAACCUAAAUCGAAACAAAAAAUAAGUAUAAAACAAUAAAAAUUCAUCGAUUUGUGUAUUAUUGUCUGCUAAUUAAAUCGCUUGCCAACUAUCAGCAAUGAAAUUAUGUCUAAUACGAUUCUAAGAACCUUAAGCAAAAUCAAUAAGAAGCAACUGUUGACGACCUCACAAAACAACAGAAGCCUUCUUACCACGACAUCCAGUACAGCAUUAUACUCCCGAAGAAGUGAUCCAAAAGAUUACGAAAGUGCAUUCAAAGUUGUGAAGAGCAAGGUCCGCGUUGAAGAAAACGGAGACUUUCUUGGGGGAGAAUGUGGCCCGAAUUGGGAGCUACUCUCGCCUCGGGGCAAUCGGUUUUACUUUCCCAAUUCGGUAGGACCUGCGUGGCAAAGUGCAUCUACAACUAUACCAAUUGAAGUUCCGCUCGAGAAUCUAGUUGACUUUGAAGGACAGAUUGAUGCUAAGCUGAAAUUCAGUGUUGAUGAAUGUCCUUCGCUAAUUAAGAAAAAUCUACAUGAGUUGUUUCCAGCCCCCGAAGUAGUUUCGAGUGAAAAACUCAGCUUGAUGACCCUUAAGUAUGAUGGAGAUAUCGAACAAGGAGCCAGUAAGUUUGUUCUCGCUGCCAGAGAGAUAACAUCACGCCUACGUUUGCACGGAUAUUGGGCGGAUUUUAUGAAUCCAUUCAGUGGAAAACCCUUCUACUCGUGGUCCAGCGGCAAGAACUUGUACAAAAUUGACGAUCGUUUUCGUGGCAUCGGCAUGAAGUUAAUUUCACAAAACAAUUGUAUUAUAAUUAGUUCGGACAAAGACAGUGCAUUCUCUGGAGCCAUCUACUCGAAUGCGCCAUCUAACUUUGAUUUAUUGAAGUCACUGAUUGACGAACAAGUGUAGAUUUAAUUUAGUCCGGUGAAUCUGCUUUUCGAAACUAUGAAUUUUGUGAUAAACUUUAAGCGCUUUUGCAAGUGUACAAAAUUAAUUUAUCUAAAGACUCCAUUUAACAUUAAAUGACAAAUAGUCCAAAGUCAGAAGUUUACAGCAAGUUGCACAGCUUAGUUAACACCUGAGAAGCAGAUCCCCCGGAAACUCAAUCGUUUUUUCCCCAACAACUAGGGUUACAAUAAAUACAAUUUUCUUUUUUUUCUAAAUUCUAUAAAUUCUUAUAUAAGUAAAUAUAUAAAUGUUUAUGUUUCGAAAUCAUUA
Messenger RNA from Eupeodes corollae, 1298 nucleotides. Its product is annotated as methylmalonic aciduria and homocystinuria type D homolog, mitochondrial. Gene Ontology annotation, cellular component: mitochondrion. The record is from RefSeq and is a predicted model, not a curated record. NCBI's taxonomy places the organism in Eukaryota, Metazoa, Arthropoda, Insecta, Diptera, Syrphidae. The transcript has 4 exons. Gene Ontology annotation, biological process: cobalamin metabolic process. Bases 204 to 989 code for a protein of 261 amino acids.